UAAUCAUUACCAAAGCAUUAAUAGAUAUUGAAAAAUAUUUAUCAUAUUAUGAAAAACAUUUAGCUGAUUACUCAUUUCUUGCACCUGAUUAUAGUUUGGUAAAAGAUGCUGAAAAAUAUAGUAUAUGGGAUCAAGAA
Molecule: messenger RNA, 137 nt
Organism: Cetraspora pellucida
Lineage: Eukaryota; Fungi; Glomeromycota; Glomeromycetes; Diversisporales; Gigasporaceae
Source: the annotation of a GenBank genome assembly